AUGGGCUUCGUCGUUCCCCCUAACUUCUUCCUCUCUUUCACCUUCAAGUUGACCAAGCAACCUUACUCGCCUUUGAAGUUUAAACACUCAAUGACGGAUCCAACGGAAAAUGACCUCAAUCGGCCCAGGCUGUUCAAGGUUUUGCCCACCGGAUCAUAUGCAAGGAUUGUCGAUGGUGAUAAGGAGUACUGCUCGAAGUUUAUCCAGUUAUUCAUCAACCUCCGCAAAAUUCUCAUAUCCAAAAACCACAUCCUGUAUGAAUUAGUCAUGAAAGUGGCCGUCAACUGGAUGAAUCGCCAACAAGAUCGCGUUCAGGAGGUCGCAGCGACAGUGCAGGAUUUACUCUACUCGCUCCAAACAUUUCUAGAGGGCAGGGAAUAUCCAGAUAUCUAUCUUGACAAGGACAAAGACAGUGCAUGGAGAUGGCAGUUUCAGACGCAAAGCCCAGGCCCAGAUGGAGACCGAAACCAUCAAGUUCACAUCGAUGUUGCUUUGGCUUGUGCUGUCAACCACAGCUUGAUUACUGGAACAAGGAACCCACUUGCAACCUUCUUUUUAGUAAGUAUCUUGUACCAUGAGGCGGCACACAAUGCUGUCAUGCGACUCCUCCCUUUUGUUGUCGACACCCCCACCAUGGGAGGGGAAUCAGCAGGCAAAUCAGGGGAUGCCUUUGAGACCCUCUUUUUUGGUGCUGUUCUGGUUCCUGUCCUUUCUAAAGAUGCCCCAGCAGAUUACUCAAGGAUCCAUCGCAUUGAGGGCUUGAAAAACGGUGAAUACUAUCCGAUCAACAUGGAACUGUUGAUCAAUUUUGUUGAUGGUGUCCUUGAAACUGCAGGCUCAACCUGGGACGGCAUACCACCAUUAUUCCCCAAUAUUAGCACCACCACCCCUGCUGCCCUCGCCUCUGAUGAAAUCCGAUCAAAAACGUGUAGUGGCAGUGUUCCAGCCUCUUCCUAUCAGCACAGUGUUGGACUUGGUCCUACAAUGGGACAGGCAGAGUACAGGAAGAGGAUUGAUAAAUGUGUUCGACAUACCUAAUUAGGUAGAUUCAAAGUUAAAACUUGUUUUUUGUUAACUUGUUAACUUGUUAAGUAUGAUGGCACAAACAGAGCCACAUCUGGUGCUUAGUCA
Molecule: messenger RNA, 1131 nt
Organism: Marasmius oreades (fairy-ring Marasmius)
Lineage: Eukaryota; Fungi; Basidiomycota; Agaricomycetes; Agaricales; Marasmiaceae
Exons: 4
Coding region: 1-1038 (345 amino acids)
Source: RefSeq, a predicted model, not a curated record